AUGUCCGCUUCCAAGUUCCUCGCCCCGGAUGAUAUCCUCAGGGACGAGGAACCUCCCGCUCAGGAGCCUCUCCUUCUCACCAUCCGCUUCUCCGCGUCGAUCCCCGACCUCCCCCUCGAUGUCUUAUCUCCAGACACCACCACCGCAGCAGGUGUCAAGCAAUUGAUUCGCACUCGUCUGCCGCCCGAUCUCUCCUCGCACCGACUCCGUCUCAUCUACGCUGGCCGUGGACUCGAAGACUCCGUCGCGCUCUCCGUGUCGCUCAAACUCCCUCCGUCGCCUACCCGAUCGCCCAUCCCCGCCGACAGCGAUGCCACGGACACCCCCAAGGCAAAAGAUAAGGGCAAGGCCCCCGUGCGGGAGGCUCCACGCCUGUACAUCCACUGCUCAAUCGGCGACAUCGUCCUCUCCGCCGCAGACCUAGAGGCCGAGGCCGCGGUCGCCUCCACCAUCACCCAACAGCAAGCGGACGCAGACGACGAGUCGCACGCGCCGAAGAUGACCGGCGCCAGCUCGCACCCCGCAGAGCCCUCUACCACGACGCCCGCGCCGCGCGGCUUCGACCGCCUCCUCUCGGCCGGGUUCACACCCGCCGAAGUGUCGGCGCUGCGGUCCCAGUUCCUGGCCAUUCAGUCUGUGUCGCGCACCCCGGGACACGAUGCCCACGGGGCGCGGAGCUGCGCGAGCUCGAGGACCGCUGGAUGGACGAGGGGUCGUCGGCUAUGGCGGCAGGCGUGGGUGGGGGCGGUGCGUCCCGGUGGUGACGGGAGCCCCGUCGUUUGCGGACGACGACGGCGGGUUUGGCUCGGGCUCUCGCGGUGCGAUGGAUGA
This is a messenger RNA of Aspergillus terreus NIH2624, 831 nucleotides long. RefSeq lists its product as uncharacterized. The coding region runs from base 1 to 831 and encodes 276 amino acids. The transcript has a single exon. Gene Ontology annotation, biological process: protein processing. Gene Ontology annotation, cellular component: endoplasmic reticulum; Dsc E3 ubiquitin ligase complex. Lineage: Eukaryota; Fungi; Ascomycota; Eurotiomycetes; Eurotiales; Aspergillaceae. The record is from RefSeq and is a predicted model, not a curated record.